AUGCCAAGCACCAUUCCAAAUACUUGGGCGAAUGACUGCGACUGCGGGAUAGAGGAUGGGGGAGGGAUCUCAAAAGUAGAGACUGGCCGUUCUGAAAAGGAGUAUCCCCCCGGAAGGGGGAAAGAGAGAGCGACUAGGUUACGUUGCAGCUUGAAUCGUUUAGACGAUGUCCACAGGAGAGACGAUACCAAGUCAGAGGCAACUCCGGCCAGCAAAGAGCAUCUCGCGAUUCCCUCCGAGCCGGCGAUCGACCGCUCUUUUCUCAGGAGGACGCCAGAGGGGGCAUCUCCUGAUGGCGGAGUGGCCGUUUCUGCCAAUAACAACCCCGCGAUUAAAGUUCGUUCACGCCAGCACAGGGCCUUUGCAGCGAGACUACUGUACGCCGUAAGGGAGGGAAGUCAAAGCCCGCUGGCGAUCGAUCUGGUCAUCGGACAGGGAGGUGGAGAGACAAAAGAUAGAAAAGAGGAGACGGCUGCUGCUGAUGAUUACCUACUCACAAGCCUCCGGAUUCGUUCGUUGAUUCAGAACAGCAUCUGA
Aspergillus niger is the source of this 537-nucleotide messenger RNA. RefSeq lists its product as hypothetical. The transcript is spliced from 6 exons. The coding region runs from base 1 to 537 and encodes 178 amino acids. Lineage: Eukaryota; Fungi; Ascomycota; Eurotiomycetes; Eurotiales; Aspergillaceae. The record is from RefSeq and is a predicted model, not a curated record.